GCCGUUCUGCAGCGGUUCGCGUUAGUUAGUCCAGGGCCUGUUCGCCGUCGCUCCUGGGCAUUGGGGGCCACACACACACAAGCUGACAAGGCACGGAGGCCCUGGCAAGUCAUCCCACGCUGUCAAGAUGCGUGGCUUGAAACCAAGCAGGGUCGAUCCAUGCCGUAUAUCUCUGGGCCUGCAGCGCUAGGUCGCCUCUCCCCUAGGCUAUCGCCAGAUUUUCAUUCAUAAUGGAGGCUCCGACCCAAUUUUCAGGCUGUUACGGCGAUCCACUCGGCCCAACUUUCCGAGACUAACAACAGACUCGCUGGCUCGACAGCAAACCACACAGCCCACGGGCGGCGCGUCUCACGGUCUGGCCGGUCGUCUGGACUGGCUGACCGGGAGUCAAGGAGGCGAGGCGGCGGGCGGCGGCGCAAGUGAAAAACCACUGCACGCCAUGUCAUGACACGGCGCAGCAGGGGGAGAAGAUGGUUUCUUGGGUCCUUUUCUUGGGCUGAUGGGUCUGUCCCAGCUCACACCACCAACCACAGGGCAACAACGCAGGGAGCUGCAGCGCGGUAGUGAAGGUCGGAUGGAGGGCGAGAGGCCAAGUGAAGGAAGGAGGUCCACACGGCGGCGACUUCCUUGGUCUUGUGGAGGUGACGUUUUCGAUGGGGGGUUUGUCUCCUUCCCGCCCUUUGGGACCCACAAUUGGAAAGCUGUAGACGGGCACUCAGGCACCUGGGCAGGCGGGCAGAUGGCAACGAGUCUUGGAUUAUCCCACAAUGACAUUUGGCACUGACUUUUGAUCUGAUACUGGGUCUAACUCGUGGCUCCCGGCAGCACUGGCAUGCGAUUGAUUGACUAAUCAAGUACUGCAGUACACAUUACCUACCUCCUGACGGUUUGAAGCAGACAGGCAGAACAGGGCAGCAGCCAAAACAAAAUGCCAGUCAUUUAUCUCACCCUGCCCUGUCUCCUCCUGCUCGUCAACGAAAACGACAUCCACCCAUCCCACCUCCCAGUCCCAUCUGCGAUCUGACCACGAUCGUCGGGCACACACAGGCAAGCCUGGCAAGACGACACCCAAGACGACCUUGGCCCACAGCGCCUUCCCUUAUCACACUUGCUUUUGCGGAUACACACAUUCGUUGACUACUCCAUACACCCACCCGUGUUUAUACAUACACCCAUUCACCCAGCCAUUCACCCACUCACGGCUCCGUUGCCCGCCUGCACCUUCCAGCAGCUGUACUCCGUAUCGACCGCCCUCCUCCCCGACCGGGUACCUGCCCCUUACUGGCCAUACCCAUUAUUUAUUGUUUACACUACGCCCGGAAUCCAGACUUCUUCCCCAGACAAUCGGACAAUCAGAGGACCCAGUUCUCGUCCCGGUUCACAGUACAACCACAAAAUCCACCCACCUGGAGAACACAGCAUCCAGGAAACGCACAAUCCCGUCCGGUCGUUUUCUAUUAUUGUAUCAACUGCCCCUUUUGCGCCAGGUCGGCCUUGUAUUCGACCCAUAAAUCUCCCCGUCCUCCCUCUCUCCACCGCCCACCUCGAACAUUCAAGGGAUCUUCACAGCUUGGGACUUCUAAGCCUCUGUGUGCAUUUGUCUCAUCAUCUCUUAUUGGCCUCGACAACAAUCUUAGCCAAAGCCCUUCGCCAGUGGGUCAUCUGCCCUGUGGUGCUCGCCUUUGGGUUCACUGGCCACUGAGUGCCACCUCAAUUCCUACGUCCGGAGUCUGGGACAUUGGGCUUUGGACGAUCAGUGGUGAAACAUAGCACUCCGGGAGCGCAACAUCUGCUGAAUUACCACCUUUUCCUUCUCUCUCGACUCUCGACAGAUCCUCGGGCACGUCCCUCUGGGGACAUUCCCUUGGGUUAUCGUCAUCUCGUUUACUCUCACUUGGCCUCUGGCACAACCUCACCAUGUCGUCCAACACCUCUCCUUCAAGACCGGCCUCUCCCGCUCGAGACGGACAGCCCAGCGCCAGCCAGGCAUACCGGAACCAGCUCAGCCCAAUCAUCACCGUCACCACCCCGCGGGAAAAGAAGAAAAAGGUGGGCUGGGUGGGCAACCCAGAGGAUCGAUCGCCUCCGGACGAAGGCGACUACUUCUCGCAUGUCCCCGUGCCCGACUCUCGCAACAGCACACCCGGUAUUCCAGAUGCCGCCAUAACCAGCCCGGCCCGGAGAGACUCCUUCGAUAAGGAAGAGGUCACCAACGCCCUGGAAAGGAUCCUGAAACCAGAGGACCACGCAGGCCCACAGAUGCCCAACAUGUCAGUUCCCAACCUCCGGCUGCCAAAACCUGUGCUCCGGAAACACAACUACCCCGAAAACCCCGCCGAGCCCGUCGAGGGGCUAUCUCAUCCAUCCGAGAUCGAGGCACGGCACAGGGCUGGCCGCUUGGCCGAGAGUGUCUCUGGCGUGGUCUCGAGGGCAUCACCAGAUGACUCGCCCGUCACGGGAACUUUCGACAAUGUAAGCUUAUUGAAUCAAACGGAUACGCACGACCAUGCGGCGGCCACCGGGGCAGUGAAGCCAGACGAAGAUGUGGAUCAAUCGGGACUGAAAUUCCGCCAGAAGGUCGAGGCAGACGCAGAUAGGCUGGUACGAAGUCACACGAAACGUCGCGCAAACAGGGGCGCCACGAUGGGAUUCGCACAAGCCCACCAGGAGCCAGAUGACAUCCGAUCAGGGACAGCCACACCAGUCGCCUACGACCUCGAGUUUGUUCCGCCUGCUCCGACCAACUACCACGGUGGUAUCCUCGGGACCUUGCUCAAGCUGUACAACCAGGAGGACCGGAACCAUAGCGGCGAAGGGAGCGCUACAACCACCCCUUCCCGCACUCCCAACAGGACGCCUCGCGGCUCACCACCAAGCACUGCGCCUGGCACACCCCGGCCGGAGCGCCCACGCAGCGGAUUGUUUGGCCUGGGAGCCCGCAAUUCCGCGUCCACACUUGCCGAGCUCAUAGGAUCCUCAUCCACGCUUGCAGCACCAGCUACUUCCAACAAGGACUGGUCCGAGAUCGUGACGGACAAGUUGAAGCGCGAGAGGAUUGAGCGUGAGCAACGCCCAAAGAAGGAACACAAGCGGAAAUCCUCCAAGACACCCCAGCAGAAGCUCGAACAACUACAAAUCAAGAAGCACAUCGCAGAGAUCAUCAGCCGUCACAAAUACAUGGUCAAGCUAUGCCGGGCGUUGAUGGCGUUUGGAGCGCCAACCCACAGGCUCGAGGCAUACAUGGCCAUGUCGGCUAGGGUUUUGGCCAUUGAAGGACAGUUUCUCUACCUCCCCGGUUGUAUGAUCAUUUCAUUCGACGACACUCACACCCACACCACUGAGGUCAAGAUUGUCCGGGUUCCGCAGGGCGUGGACUUGGGGAAGCUCCGAGACGUUCACGAGAUCUACAAGCUGGUUGUCCAUGACCUCAUAGGAGUGGAUGAGGCCAUGUCUCGGUUGGAUGCUGUUGUCAACAGGAAGCCCAAGUUCAACAAGUGGAUCCGUGUAAUGACAUACGGGUUGGCCGCUGUUUGCGUUGCUCCCUUUGCCUUCCAGGGCAGAUGGAUCGAUAUGCCUAUCGCGUUUGUAAUGGGCUGUAUCGUGGGCUUGAUGCAGCUUAUCGCGGCGCCAUCCAGCGAGCUGUACGCCAAUGUAUUCGAGACCUCAGCGGCUUUACUGAUGUCUUUCCUGGGAAGAAUGUUUGGUUCAAUCCAGUACAACGGAGAGCACCUGUUCUGCUUCUCGGCUCUCUCACAGGCUUCUAUUGCACUCAUCCUUCCAGGAUACAUGGUCCUCUGCGGAAGUCUUGAGCUUCAGAGCCACAACAUGAUCGCCGGUUCCGUUCGCAUGGUUUAUGCCAUGAUAUACACGCUGUUCCUCGGUUACGGCGUUACCAUCGGAGCAGUCCUUUACGGUCUGAUGGACAAGAACGCAGUGAGCUCAACGCAGUGUUCCAAGCCCCUCAACAGCUAUUGGAACUUGCUUUUCGUGCCGCUCUUCACUCUUUGCCUGUGUGUCAUCAACCAGGCAAAAUACAAGCAGCUUCCCGUGAUGGUCACGAUUUCUUUUGCUGGAUACGUCGUCAACAGCUAUACAAACAAGUAUUUGGAUUCGUCUACCAUCUCCAACACCCUGGGAGCACUGACGAUCGGCGUGCUGGCGAACCUAUAUUCUCGGGUCAGCCGCCCAGCCGAGAACUGGUGGCUGGAAUGGAAGUUGCGAAAGGUGAACAAGGAUGUCGAGAAGGGCAUUACAAAGGCAAACGAGGACCCCGAGACGACGGCCCGCAAGGUGGGCUAUGGUCUGGCAGCAGCGGCCAUGCUGCCCGCGAUCUUCGUGCAGGUGCCUAGUGGCCUAGCUUCGGGUGGAUCUCUGGUCGCCGGCGUGACCAGCGCGAACGCAAUCAUAGGGAACAAGACGGCGGCAGCCUCGACGAUGGGAGCGUCUGAUCUCAACACAGGCGCAUUUACGGUUCUUCUCAGCGUUAUUCAGGUGGCAAUCAGCAUUUCGGUAGGACUUGGACUGGCGGCGUUACUGGUUUACCCCUUUGGGAAAAGAAGGAGCGGGUUGUUUUCUUUUUAGAGCAUUCAUAGAACAGAGAUACCAACAUAGAUCAUGUGAUUACU
Messenger RNA from Diaporthe batatas, 4625 nucleotides. RefSeq lists its product as uncharacterized. The transcript is spliced from 3 exons. Gene Ontology annotation, biological process: transmembrane transport. Gene Ontology annotation, molecular function: transmembrane transporter activity. The record is from RefSeq and is a predicted model, not a curated record. Bases 1918 to 4581 code for a protein of 887 amino acids. Lineage: Eukaryota; Fungi; Ascomycota; Sordariomycetes; Diaporthales; Diaporthaceae.